Lineus longissimus is the source of this 548-nucleotide messenger RNA. Its product is annotated as large ribosomal subunit protein uL24-like. The coding region runs from base 69 to 500 and encodes 143 amino acids. The record is from RefSeq and is a predicted model, not a curated record. Gene Ontology annotation, biological process: cytoplasmic translation; ribosomal large subunit biogenesis. Gene Ontology annotation, molecular function: structural constituent of ribosome; RNA binding. The transcript is spliced from 4 exons. Lineage: Eukaryota; Metazoa; Nemertea; Pilidiophora; Heteronemertea; Lineidae. Gene Ontology annotation, cellular component: cytosolic large ribosomal subunit; ribosome.
ACAUCGUGACCCGGAAGUAAAACCUCGCAAUUCUUUCUCUUCCGCUGUGGUCAUUGUUAGUCGCCAUCAUGAAGUUCAACAAGAUGGUAACCUCCUCAAGGAGGAAAAACCGCAAGCGAUACUUCAAUGCUCCAUCUCACAUCCGUAGAAAACUGAUGAGCUCUCCACUCUCCAAGGAGUUGCGACAGAAGUACAAUGUCCGCAGCAUGCCUGUCAGGAAAGACGAUGAAGUUCAGGUUGUCCGAGGACACUUCAAAGGCCAACAGGUCGGAAAGAUUGUCCAGGUUUACCGUAAGAAGUUCGUCAUUCACAUUGAAAGAAUCCAGAGGGACAAGGCAAAUGGUGCGACAGUUAAUGUUGGCAUUCACCCUUCAAAGGUGGUCAUUGUAAAAUUGAAGCUCGACAAGGACAGAAAACGCAUCCUGGAUCGCAAGGCCAAGUCCAGGGCUUCUGCCGACAAGGGCAAACAUACAGAGGAAUCCAUCAUGGAAACAUCAUAAAUUUUCUGUAAUAUUAUAUGUAAAAGAAAAAAAAUGUACAAAGUCAAA